UAGGUUACGUAGUUCAUCUGCAUAGUUACACGUGACGUUCGAGUACUGUUGACAAAUACGGUAAUUUGCAUUUUUAUAAUUUUGUAAUUUAUUUGUGUCGGUAUGAAAUCGAAGUGACGCUACACAAAUUGGUCAACUUGAAAACCUGCUGCACGUGCCCGAAAGUACUGGUAGUCGUCAACAAACAAGGUAACGGUAUCAUUUUUAUUUAAAAAAUGCGGUGUCCACACGAACUGGUAAUGACCUGUGACAGUGGCUGCGAAAAUUGGAGUGCAGCAGCUUGGGAUCCGCGCACUGGAUCUCUUCUAUCAACUUACAAGCAUGCCAGUGCUUUGGGACAUCAUUCGUUGCAAUUAUUAAAAGACUCUUACGUAAUAGCAUCCAGUGCAACAAAACCAAAUUUGUUUUUGUGGCCAUUAAACAGUCAGACGCUAGUUCCAAAUUUAAGAUUAAGUACACCUGGCAAAGUGACUGCCCUAGCUUGUACGUCCAAUGGUUCUUACAUAGCUGCGGCCAUAGGUGAAAAGAUUUACAUUUGGCAGACAUGCAAUGGUCAAUUGAUCAAUUCGUUUGCUAGGCAUUACCAGACCAUAAGUUGUUUGACGUUCAGUAAAGAUGGGUCCUGUUUGGCUAGUGGUGCUGAGGAUAGUUUUAUUUUUGUUUGGUCUUUGAGUCAAGUCGCUAAUUCUAAACAAGCUGAGCCACUAAACUCGUUUAAUCAUCACUCGUUGCCUGUAAAGGAUCUCAAAUUUGGACAUAUUGUAGAUUUUGGAAGGUUAUAUUCUGUUUCGUUAGACAAAUCUGCAAGAAUAUAUGACGUUCACUCGAGUCUUUUGCUUCUGACGCUAGUGUUUGAUGUUCCUCUUGUAGCACUUUGCACGGAUAUCAUGGAAAACGAGCUUUAUGUUGGCUCAUCCACCGGUGUGGUUAUGAAGUGCAGUCUGAGAGAUCCUCCUAGAGGAAUACAGCACCAUGUUGCUGCAAACGACGACAAAAUUGUUGUUUUCAAAGAACACACAAGUAGCAUUACAUCUUUAGCAGUUUCUGUGGACUGUUCUACUUUACUCACCGGCUCCACUGAUGGAAUGGUGCAUUUGUGGGAUAUCCCGAGUUGUCAAAUUAUUUUGACACUAAAGCACAAAGCGCCGGUUGUCUCGGCAUUCUUUGUACCAGCUUAUGACAACUUUUCCGUGAACAACCUUCAGCCAAGCUUGGAAGUUAAACCCCUGCAGAGAGUAUCCAAUGUAGGAAACAUUGAGUUUAUGCUUGACGUCCACAAAAACAAUGAAGACGAUGCCUGGAUUCUAGAUUUUGAGGGCCAAGCGGAUGAUUUGAACACAAAGAACCCACAAGACUGCAACGAAACUCAAAGAGAAUUGGAAGACGCUCGGGCGGAGAUAGAGAGGCUCAAGAGAAUCAAUGGGGAAUUGUACAAGUACAGCGUGAGGAAUAUUCUCGACAAACAAUCAAGUAUCGAAACGUAAAUU
Molecule: messenger RNA, 1487 nt
Organism: Copidosoma floridanum
Lineage: Eukaryota; Metazoa; Arthropoda; Insecta; Hymenoptera; Encyrtidae
Product: WD repeat-containing protein 18
Biological process (GO): DNA-templated DNA replication; rRNA processing
Cellular component (GO): rixosome complex; nuclear pre-replicative complex
Molecular function (GO): protein binding
Source: RefSeq, a predicted model, not a curated record